Molecule: messenger RNA, 2461 nt
Organism: Cuscuta europaea
Lineage: Eukaryota; Viridiplantae; Streptophyta; Magnoliopsida; Solanales; Convolvulaceae
Source: the annotation of a GenBank genome assembly
CAAAAACGCCCAAACCCCCAUUUUUACACCUUCUCUCUACCAUAUCUCUUCCAAAUCUUCACCAAAUCAUCCCAUUUCAACACCAAAACACUCCCCUCAUCCUCCUCUACACACUCAUACUCACCAAUCCCAUUCUCCCCCAAUUUUCAGAGGUCCGAAAAAACCCUACCCCCACCUUCCAAUUUCGGUUUUCAAAGGCCAAAUUCACUCCAAAUGGCCCCAAGGAAAGAGAAAGGGCAAAGCUCAAGCACUAGGGCAUCCAUCCCGGGCUACGAGGACAUCCUCUUCAUGGACAACGAACACCGCACCCGCUUCGUGUCCACAAUUGAAAGGCAAGUUAAACCUUCUCGCUUUUUAUGUCAUGAUGCCCUAAAGGAAUUAGGAGUGUACAAAAUGAUGAAGAAAUUUUUUCAUGAGUUGAGCAUGGAUAAAAUUUUCAAAAUGCAAUACAACUCAAAUGAAAAAAUUAUCUAUGAAUUCCUAAGCUCUGUGCACUUUGAGAACAAUGAAGAGGACUUUAGGGAUGAUAAACUCAGGUUUUGAUUGUUUAAUCACAAUCACACCAUCACAAAACUUGAGUUCGCCGAACACUUUGGUAUUCCGGUCCCGUACCAAAAAUCUAUAUCCGACAAUACCGCCUUCGGCCACACCCUAUGGACAAAGAUGACCGGGGAGACUAAAUUUAGCUCCUCCCAACUCUACAUUAGUCAUGUCCAACAUCCCGUCCUACGCCUAUUUUUGAAAUUCCUUGCCAACUCCUCGCUUGGACGUCCCAACAACCAUCAUACUAGGAUGGGGGAUGUGUGCCUCAUCUCGGUAGCCCUAUUCCGUGUCCACGUGGAUUUCAACCUAUGUAAUCUCAUGUGGGCACAUCUAAAGAAAGAAAGUGUGGCAAAGGGUGCUAUUGUAGUGGGCGGGGUGAUUAUGCACUUGGCCACAAAGUUCGGGUAUACGGAUGACUCUCCUAUACCCGACUACUGUUUGAUGAACAUAUCUUGGCUGGGCCACUCGGGCUGUACAUCUUUUUCACACACCGUUUAUGGUGAAGAAAGGCCCAGAAAUAUGUACAACUGGCACAUCCACCCUAAACCCCUCAAAUACUUCCUCUUGCCCAACCCAGAACUCCCCCAACUCCACUUCAAAACAGGAAGAGCGGAGCAACAUUACCUCUUCCCAAACGCCCUCCCACCACAUCUCCAGGAACCGGAACAGGAACCUCCCCAAAACCAACCCGAUUACGAGCCCUAUGAGCAACUCCAUAGCCAUCCAACCAUGAGCCAGGACUUCCCAGAACAAAGCCAAAACCCUCCACCACCCGACUUCUUUCAACAACUUCUGGAGGGUCAACAACAACUGCUCACGGGAAUAACCCAAAUGGACAACCGGCUAAACCGAUUAGAGGAGGAGCAAAGAGCCGGUUUUCAAAGAUUGGAGGAUGAGCAAAGAGCCGGCUUUCAACGAUUGGAGGAGCUCAGGGAGGCCGAUAGACAUCGGUAUGAGGAAGACCAACAUAGGUUCUACAGACCUAUGUACUCUUUUAUGGCACAACAAGGAUCCUUCCAUACCAUGGCGAACCCUCCUCCACCACCCUCAUGGUAUGACCCCACUCAUUGGGGUAACUUUGGAGGAUCUGGCUCCGGGGGUGGAGGAUACGACGGCGGAGAUGGCGGGGACACCUACAUGGGAGAUGGUGGCCAAGGGAGCGGCUUUGGAGGGAGCUACUACGGAGGAGAAGGCGGGCACUAGGGACAGUGCUUGAUUCAAGUACGGGGGAGACACUCAUGAUGGCACUCAUUGUAUCCUUGUGAAGAAUAAGAAGAUUCAAGAUAAAGAAGAAGAGAGGAGGAGAAAAGAAGACAACACUAUGAGGCCAUUAAACCCAAGAUGCUCUUUUUUUAAUUUGAGUUUAAAACUCAUUUUUCUUUGUCAUCCUUGGUGGUCUUUGUGUUUGUAUUAUGUUUUUGUUGAACUGUGGAACUUUUGGACAAACAUUGACACUUGUAAACAUUUGAUCUUACUCGAGACGAGUAAAGGUUUAAGUGUGGGGGAGUUGAUACGUUCGUAAUUUCCAUAUCUAUGUUUAUGUUUUUAAUUAGUUUUGCUUGACUUUUACUUUGGAAAUUACACACUUUUGGUGUAAAUAGAUUAGAUUGUUAAAUUCUUGUAAAUAGGUUAGAUUAGAUAUAUUCUGAGCUCAAGCAGGUUUUGGUCACUCGAAGUACAGUUGGUGAACCCAAAAAGUGAAAAGAAGGUGCAAAAGUUCAAAGACAAAAGAAGAUCCUGAAUUUUGGUCUAUACUCGGUCGAGUAUUAGCUAUACUCGAUCGGGCAUUAGGUUGGAACUUCAAAUCGGAUCAGAUCCGAAGACAAGGGAACAUGCAGGGAAGAUUUCGGCCACGAUUUUAUGUCUAUACCCGAUCGGGUAGACCGACAUACCCGAUCGGGUAUGCCUUUGAAUUGCA